AUGAUGUUCAAGAUCCCAUUCUGGAAAGAAUUUUUUUUUAAUGUAUUUUCAGCUGAUGAUGCUAAAGAAGCUGUAAAGCUUGGGGUAGACGGUAUACUGGUGUCAAAUCAUGGAGCACGUCAGCUUGAUGGAGUUCCUGCAACGAUUGAUAUCUUGCCUGAAAUUGUUGAGGCUGUGGAGGGGAAGGUGGAGGUGUUCCUAGAUGGCGGUGUAAGAAAAGGCACAGACAUACUCAAAGCAUUAGCUCUGGGUGCCAAAGCUGUAUUCAUCGGCAGGCCUCUCAUCUGGGGCUUGGUUUAUCAAGGUGAAGAAGGAGCAAAAGAAGUUCUCCAAAUGCUGAAGGAAGAGUUUCGACUGGCAAUGGCACUGACAGGCUGCCGGACUGUAAAAGAGAUUGGCAGGACAUUGAUACGAAGACAUGAAGUACUGCUUUCCAAGAUUUAGAUCUGAAGAUGAUCCCCUCGCCUGUUGCCUGUUGUACAGAAAGCACGCUAGAUAAAAAGCAAUGCUAUUUGCUCUUUGGGCCUCAUGCUGCAAUCCUGACUGAGAAGGAGUCUUCUGUAAGCAACUGCUUGUUGAAGAAGUUACUUGCUUCAAGUUUUACAGCCUAUUCUGCUAGGCACUUAUGGAAAGCUGCUGUGCUGUUACUGGUGAUUAGAGAUGAGUCUUUAUACAAGACCAACACAGAAACUUGAAGGUGUUUUGCAAUAAAUGCUGAUAUUAGCUUACAGACCUUUUUAGUGUUAAAAUGAAACCAUAAAAGAAAAAUUUCUGAUGGCAAACAGCUAUCAAAAUGUAGAAAUUUAAAAUGUAAAAGGUACUUUUCUCACUGGUUAGAGAAACUACACUGUAGAUCAGAAAUUAAAUCUUGCUUUCUUAUGAAUAUAAUUUCUUCUCCCUAAUAAUGAUGUGCUAUUCCUUAAUAAGUAUGUGGACUUAUAUCAUGUAGGCUGCAGAAACUCAGAGUUCUUAGUUAUAAAGAACUGAACAGCAAAGUGAAAUUGGAGAAGUGACUCAAAGCCCUUUGCAAUCAGACAACCACUGUGCUUGUGAAUCAGAUACACAUCAGCUCUUUGGCUUGUGCAAAUCUUGGUAGUUCUAUUGCCUUCACCAAACCGUGCUGACUAUAUCCAGCUGGAUCCCUAAGUCAUGUUUUAAACUGGACUCAAUUGUUUACAGUUUUUAGAUUAUUGGAUAAAUCUGUAGCAUCUUGCAUCAGCAUUGCAGAAAGGUUUUGAAAAUCUUGUUGUGGAUUUUUUUUUUAAAGCCACCAUUACACUGUUCCACUGUCACUGAUACAACAAUACCAUUUGUUUCCCAUCAGUGUCAGGAGAACUUGUGCAUUCUGAUUCUCCCUUUUUGCUUUAUUUGAAAUAUCCUGUAUUGAGUUUUAGAGGCAGUUUUGUCAUAAAUGAUGGAAUAGUACAAUAUGAACUAAAGCAGGGGCUGGAACUCAAAAUGGGGAGAAAACCCAAAAGGCCGCAUGCUUGCCCUUCAGUUGAAAAUUUGUUCUCUUAUUUACUGCAGAUUGUAGUGUGUUGUGUGGGGGUUGCAUAGCAACAAAAUAAAGUUUAUCUGUGUAAGGAAUUAUGAAUGUUUCUCAGAGCAUAGAGAAGCAUAAUUUCUGCUGUUUACUGCACUUAUCAUAUCUGUUGCAAUGUGGACUGUGUCAGAUGUCAAUUACAGACUAACUUCAGAAAGACUGUUUAUUUUAAAUAAUAUAAAUGUUGCUUAAAAGAUAGGGGAUAGUAUCUUAUGUUUACAUGUUUAAGAUCCAUUUCUAAAGUUUAGAAGAUGCAGUUUCCUGUCUUAGCCCCAACCAAAUUCAAGGAAAGUUCUGUAACGCUGUGGGCCAGGGUAAAUUCUGCUGGUGAGGAAACUGAUUUUGUUAUUGGUGCAAAAUUAACUAUUUCUAGUUCCUUUGGGCAAAUGGGCUUAUAUUUGUUCUUUCCUGCUUGUUAUCUGAUAAUUGCCUGUCUUCCUUUUCAAUCCUAGUAAGAAUAUACACACAUUAAAAAAUAAAAACAGAGUCAAGUAUGAAA
This is a messenger RNA of Meleagris gallopavo (turkey), 2042 nucleotides long. NCBI's taxonomy places the organism in Eukaryota, Metazoa, Chordata, Aves, Galliformes, Phasianidae. The record is from RefSeq and is a predicted model, not a curated record.